GGGACCCUCGCCCGGUGCCGGGCGCUCUGCGACAGCAUCCCCGACCCAACCCUGCAGGGGAAGCUCUACAACGACAUCGGCCUCGGCUACUCCCAGCUGCACAUCUUCCCGCUGGCUGCAGAGAGCUUUGAGCGCGCGCUCGCCGCAUGCCGCAGAGCACCGGGAUGCAGCGAGGAGGCUGCAGUGCUGCAGAACCUGGGCGCUGCCCGCAAUGCACUGCAACACUUCGCUGCAGCCCUGGCCCCACACCGGCGAGCGGCAGCGCUGCACGGCGCUGCGGGGAACCGGAGGGCGCAGGGGCAGUGCUUUGGGAACUUGGCAUACGCCUUCAGCCAGCUCGGGGAGCACGAGGCCGCUGCGGAGAACUACCUGCACGCCCUGCAGGCCUUCCGCGACUCGGGGGAUGUGCUGGGGCAGCGCAAAGCAUGUGAGGGGCUGGGGGCUGCCCGCUUCCACCUGGGGGACCCCCAGAGGGCCGCCGGGCACUACCAGGAGGCCCUGAGGCUGCUGUCCCGCUGCCAGGGCAGCCCCAGGGCAGAUGGCGAGCGGAUUGUCACCGGGCUGACCCGCAGCCUCCAGAUGCAGCUCUGCCUCCGGCCCACCCCGGCCCUGGACCUCGUCCCGCUGCAGUUCUGCUCCCCACUGCCCCACAUCAGUGGGACACAGCUACAGGGACGGAAGGUGUGAGUAGGAUUCUGCCCCGAGCUCCUCUGUGGGGCGCUCCCAGCAUCGCCCAUGGGAUAAAAUCUUCCCUCCCGCAUCCCCUGCAGGUCCUUCCGGGACACAGGGCAGGGUGGGGGUGAAGCUGCACCAGGGGCACCACCCGCGGGGUCAGCACCAAAGCUCCGCCACCCCCCCGCGCUCCCACCCUCCAUCCCCGCAGUGAUAGCGCUGCGAACAGCUCCGGACCCCCCCUGCAGCACCAGGGCCGGACCCGGGGGCUGGGGGGGCUGCACGGUGCCGUCUCAGCUCUGCAGUCUCCUGUGAGCGCUGGGAGGAACACGGAGCAGAGCUGCACGUCCAGCACCCAGUGCGGCACGGAGCCGACCGCUUUCCUUGUGCUGUAAGAUCUCCCUCCAUAAAGGUGUGCCUUCAUAGAACCGUGGAAUCAUUACGUUUGAAAAGAGCCCCAACCCCAACCCAUCC
This is a messenger RNA of Meleagris gallopavo (turkey), 1146 nucleotides long. Lineage: Eukaryota; Metazoa; Chordata; Aves; Galliformes; Phasianidae. The record is from RefSeq and is a predicted model, not a curated record.